Chanos chanos (milkfish) is the source of this 1684-nucleotide messenger RNA. RefSeq names its product D-threo-3-hydroxyaspartate dehydratase. The transcript is spliced from 8 exons. Bases 52 to 1161 code for a protein of 369 amino acids. Gene Ontology annotation, biological process: D-serine catabolic process. The record is from RefSeq and is a predicted model, not a curated record. Lineage: Eukaryota; Metazoa; Chordata; Actinopteri; Gonorynchiformes; Chanidae. Gene Ontology annotation, molecular function: D-serine ammonia-lyase activity.
ACCGCGGAUUGGAACAAGAAAACUUUAACGCGUCUCGCGGUGGCCGUUGUGAUGGAGUUCACCAAGGAUCUUUGCACUCCAGCCCUCAUUGUUGACCUCGAUAAGGUGAAAAAAAAUGCUGGAGAGAUGCUGGAACGCUUCCAGAAGCUAGGGGUUCAGCUCCGUCCGCACAUGAAAACGCACAAAACGCUUGAGUGUGCUGACAUUAUGACAGGAGGAUCCAGACGCUGCAUUGUAGUGUCUACACUAGCCGAAGCCUCUUUCUACGCGGAUCAUGGUUAUGAUGACAUUCUGUAUGCUUACCCAUUGCCCUUCGAUAAGGUAGAACGUUGUGCCGAGCUAGCGGAGAGACUCACACUCUUCCACAUACUGCUGGACAACAGUGCUGCCCUGCAAGAACUGAAGAAGAGGCCACUGAAGAAUAGCAAAGUCUGGCAUGUUUGGAUGAAACUUGAUUGUGACAAUGGAAGAGCUGGUGUCCCUCAUUCAGACCCUUCAGCGCUGCAGCUCGCUCAGGACAUAUCUGAGACAGCAGGGGUGGAACUCACAGGGAUCUAUGCCCACUGUGGGAAUACCUACGGUUGUAAAGGGGAGGAGCAAAUCAAGGCGGUUGCCCAGGAAACCACAACAUUCACUUUGCAGUUUAUGGAGAAGUUAAAGUUAGCUGGAAUCCAAGGUCCCAAGUCCAGCAUUGGAUCCACUCCUUCCUGUAGCCACCCUGUACCUGAUAUGGCUAUGUUAAGUGAAGUGCAUCCUGGCAACUAUGUAUUUUAUGAUGUGCAGCAGUCUCUGAUUGGCUCUUGCAGACUGGAGGAUGUGGCAGUACGGGUGCUGACCAGGGUUAUAGGACACUAUCCACACAGGAACCAGCUACUUGUUGACUGUGGCUGGGCAGGACUGAGUCAUGAUGGGGGUGGUCGCCUGCCUACUGGCUAUGCCAUUAUUGAAGGACACCCAGAGCUGAAACUGCUUUCAAUGACUCAGGAGCAUGGCAGGGUGGAGACCAUCUCUGGUCAGCUGGACUUCAGUCAGUUCCCCAUGGGCACUGUCCUCUCCCUUAUGCCUUACCAUGCAUGUGCAACUGCUAUGAUGCACCCAGUUUACUUUGCCCAUUCUAAGGGGAAGAUUGUAGCCACAUGGAAACCCAUCCGCGGCUGGUGACUAAUCAUCCCUGGGAUUCCUUGCUGGGAUGCGGAACUUUCUGGCACAAGACGCUAUUGAAUUGAUGACCAUAUAAAAAUUAUUUUGCGCUUAGAUUUGUGCGUCUUAAAAUAGCUGCACUAUGAUAUUGGAAUGAGUGAUUGCCACUGAUUUGUGGUUUAAUAGAGGUGCUUUUAGAGAUUUAAAAAAAAAAGCACAGUAAGCCAUUUCCUAUUAUGUCUGUAAAUACAGUUGUUUCAUUCAAGAAUUAGAUAUUGUUCAAGUAAAUGUUGAUAUUUGUAUAAGGCUGGGAUCGUAUUUUGCUCACCAGAUGGCAGCAGAGUAUCCAUACAAGAGCACUUUCACCUCUCUGCAGCCAGAAUGUAAUUAAUGCUUAGAUUGUACCCCUAAUAACAACAUAGACAGUCGUCUGUUUUUAUUUUUUUUAUUCUUUUCAAAUAGAAAUGAUUGGGUGCAUAAUGUUCACUUGGGGGCUGAUGUCAGUGUGAAGUCUUGAACUCAGUCAUGUCUUAUAAUUUAUGCA